AUCCAACUGUGGAGACUUCUCAGAGAACCUCCGCCGCUCAGAAACGAUCCAAACAUCAAACCAAAACAACUCACCUCAACUCGGUCCGGAAAGCUGCUGCUCUUCCUUCCCCUUUCCGAUACGUUUUUUUUAUUAUUAUUAUUUUGUUUUGUUUCUCCCCUCGCUCGAGCUCCGAAGAAAAGUUCGCUCGUCUGUCCGAAAGAUUCCGAAGCGAGUUAUGCCUCUCGGCGCGUGAAGCGAAGCAGUGUCGCCGCUCGUGAACAGUUGCCGUAGGCGAAGACGGUCGGUGCACGCCGAGCGCAGCCGGACGGAAAGUUGCGGCGUCGCUUGUUGAAUGCAGGACACCUCCAGCCUGAGCGGCGAAGCCAAGUUCAACUUCGGAGCAGCAGCCGGUCAGGAGCGGGGAUUCCAGCGUCUCAAAUCUACCGCCGCCGCCGACAUGAAGUCUGCAGAGGAAGAUGCAUACAACUACACACCAAACGUCAGUCUUCCAAUUGGAAUGGGCAACCCAUGCCUGUCUACGCAGUACCACACCUUGCAGUCCAGUCCUGUCAUCCCGGUCUCCUCUUGCCACCAGACUGGCUACAAUGUCCAAAAUGACAAUCAUGCCGCGUCAAGUUACUACCUGCCUCAAGCCUUGAGACCCAACGGCGCUCCGGCUCUGGAAAGUCCUCGUAUAGAGAUCACCGCCUAUAGCCAAUAUCCGGAGGAUGAAGUAGAAGCCAGCGGCAGAGAAGAUCACAUCAUCAAACGAGGCGUCAACUCCAUUGUCACACUGACACUGCCCAACGUAGAUGGGUACCGCGAUCCAAGCUGUCUAAGCCCCGCGAGCAGCAUAUCCUCUCGCAGCUGUAACUCAGAGGCCUCGUCCUACGAAUCCGGCUUUUACAACUACGACAAUUCCCCGCAGAACUCUCCCUGGCAGUCACCCAGCGUUUCGCCCAGAGGGUCUUCCUCACUUCUGUCUUGUCCACAUGCCAUUGGUCCCGCAGCCUCUCCUCACCAUUCGCCCUCCAACUCCCCUCAAAUCGGUGCAAUGGCAGAGGAGGGAUGGCCAGCGCAGCCACGUGGGUCCCGGCCGAAUUCGCCCUCUUGCAGUGGAGUUGGCGUAGGCAACAGCGGUGGCAUGGGCAAGAGAAAAUACAGUUUCAGCGGCUCCUCUUACCAGCAGACAUCGCUCUCACCCAAUCAAUCACCAACCCCUUCUUCACAUGGUUCCCCAAGGGUCAGCGUCACAGACGAGAACUGGCUUACCAACACCAACCAGUACACCAACCUUGCCAUUGUAGCAGCUAUUAAUGCUCUCACCACAGAUGGAAUGGCUGACAUGGGGGAAGGAAUUCCAAUCAAGACACGGAAGACCAUGCUGGACCUCUCACCAUCCAUGAGUCUGAAGGUGGAACCCGGUGGUGAGGACCUGGGUCCAGAAGGGGAGCUUCGACAUGAGGAGUACCCUUCCCGCCUUAGCCUCAAGAAGGAGAAUUACUGUGGAGGGUUUCUGGAUGUACCCCAGCAUCCAUACUCCUGGUCUAAACCCAAGCCUUACCUCAGCCCCUCACUGCCGGCUCUUGACUGGCAGCUGCCGUCCUGCUCCGGCCCGUACAACCUGCAGAUCGAGGUGCAGCCAAAGUCCCACCACAGGGCCCAUUAUGAGACGGAGGGAAGCCGGGGAGCCGUGAAAGCGCUGUCUGGGGGACACCCUGUGGUUCAGCUGUACGGCUACAUGGAAAGCGAGCCGCUCACCCUGCAGCUUUUCAUCGGGACCGCAGACGACCGCCUCCUGCGACCGCACGCCUUCUACCAGGUCCACCGGAUCACCGGCAAAACCGUCUCCACUGCCAGCCACGAAGUCAUGCAAUCCAACACCAAGAUCCUGGAGAUCCCUCUGCUGCCAGAAAACAACAUGAGAGCCAUAAUUGACUGCGCAGGAAUCCUGAAGCUGCGCAAUUCCGACAUCGAACUGCGCAAAGGGGAGACGGACAUCGGUCGGAAAAACACCCGCGUGCGUUUGGUGUUCCGUGUGCACAUCAACCAGCCCAACGGCAGGACGGUGUCCCUACAAGUCGCCUCAAACCCCAUUGAAUGCUCUCAGCGCUCAGCUCAGGAGCUUCCCUUGGUGGAGAAGCAGAGUGUGGAGAGCUAUCCCGCCACCGGCGGCAAAAUGAUGCUCCUCGGCGGCCUCAACUUCCUCCCCGAGUCCAAGGUGGUGUUCGUGGAGAAGGCACAGGACGGCCAUCAUCUGUGGGAGACAGAAGCCAAGGUUGACAAGGACUCUGUCAAAACUAAUACUCUCGUUGUGGAGAUCCCACCCUACAGGAACCAGAGAAUAUCGAGUCCUGUGCAAGUCAACUUCUACGUCUGCAACGGCAAGAGGAAGAGGAGCCAGUACCAGCGCUUCACCUAUGUGCCUGCAAGCGUACCAAUAAUAAAAACCGAGCCCACUGAUGAGUAUGAUUCUCUUGGGAGUGUCGGGCUGUCUAUGCAUUCAAAGCCCUACUACGGCCAGCCCAGGCUGACGUCCAUCAUGCCUGUUGCUGAACCUGACCCCUGCCUGGUUGGUGGCUACCCUCCUUGCCCGCCCCGCCAUGCUGCCAUGCCACCGUCAUCACCCAGCUCAAGCCCCACCCUGCACGAUCUGUCCCCUGUUGCAUACAACAAAUGCCUCCCCAACAGCCCAACUCUUGCCGCACCAGGCACUGUAGCGUCCCCCAUUCAGGAGACCCCUUCCUGUCCAAGCCUUCCGCACCCGACGUCGCCAGAUCACAACUCUUCCCUAGCGGUGCUCCACUCCCAGGGUAGCCCAGGUUCCCUUGGUUACCACCAUUCGGUCUAUGCCAACAGCAGUUCCUCAUCAUCCCCAGUGUCUCACCCUUCCACUCCUGGUGGGCCAGCGGAGACACCGUUUUUUCAAGCGUACAGCCCCAGCCAGGCAGAGGCUUCAGGCAGCUCAGCCCAGGCUGCAGGAAGUCCGCCCAGCCUGCUAGAUGAAGACACCACUCCAGCAUCAAUGGACAUUACCAUCAAGCAAGAGCCCCAGGAACUGGAUCAGAUGUAUCUCGAUGAUGUGAACGAGAUCAUCAGGAACGACCUCUCCAGCAUUUCUGUGCACACUCACGCGUAGACGUCCACAUGUCUUCUGCUGUAGCACAUCUCCGCACACACACAGACACACACACACUGCAGGAGCAACAUCAGCCGAGGGAUGACACACACAUGGACACA
Molecule: messenger RNA, 3222 nt
Organism: Poeciliopsis prolifica (blackstripe livebearer)
Lineage: Eukaryota; Metazoa; Chordata; Actinopteri; Cyprinodontiformes; Poeciliidae
Product: nuclear factor of activated T-cells, cytoplasmic 1-like
Exons: 10
Coding region: 335-3121 (928 amino acids)
Biological process (GO): cytokine production; calcineurin-NFAT signaling cascade; regulation of transcription by RNA polymerase II
Cellular component (GO): transcription regulator complex
Molecular function (GO): RNA polymerase II cis-regulatory region sequence-specific DNA binding; transcription factor binding; DNA-binding transcription factor activity, RNA polymerase II-specific
Source: RefSeq, a predicted model, not a curated record